GCGACAGUUGCUCAAUUGUAUAAUUAAAUAUAAUGUUAGUGCACUUAACUAUUGAUCUUAAGCCGACUCUAUUUCUAUUUCUGUGCCUAGUUUCAUAUUCAGUAAAUGGAGAAAUUUCCAAUGUGAGCCACUAUUCACAAUCGCUAUUUGAUUCAAUUAUGGAAAUCUAUAUGGGAAACAACAGCAUCGGCAGCUACAAAAAUUCCACACAGGCCUUCGACCCUCAUACCGCAAUCCUAGUGCCAAUCUCUAUCUAUCCUUACAUAUUGCUCGCCAUCUGGAUAAUAUCUAUAUUAAUCAUCAUUUGCUGCUGUUUGUACUGCAAGUGUCAGCAGGCGGAAAUGGUGACAUCCUACAGUUCCAAUAAUUUUGAGCUGCAGGAGGUGCAUAUCAUGGAUCAUCCAUUGCCUCAUGUCAAGGGCUGUGUUUGCCUCUGUUGUCUACAGAGACAGCUUGCCCAGGAAAUCCAGCAGAAAAGAAAUUGAUGAAAUGCUUCAGA
This is a messenger RNA of Drosophila innubila, 499 nucleotides long. RefSeq lists its product as uncharacterized. The transcript has 2 exons. The record is from RefSeq and is a predicted model, not a curated record. NCBI's taxonomy places the organism in Eukaryota, Metazoa, Arthropoda, Insecta, Diptera, Drosophilidae. The coding region runs from base 33 to 485 and encodes 150 amino acids.